CAUUCCUUCGUCACCUUGAAUUACCCUUGGGCAAUUUCAUCACCGCAAUCGCCUCACAACCGCUGACGUGAUCUCGCCUACCACAGUCAACACUGUAAUUACCGCAGCUCUCUGAUCCCAACCCAACUCACCCAAGUGGGUCGAGACCCUGUCGGAAUCCAGACCCUGAGGGGCCGAAUCGUCCACGUCUCCUCUCACCCAUCUCCACAUCUUAUUCUUCUCCUUUCUACAGAACCACUCCAAUAACUCCUUAUCCCCUUUUCUUUCCUUUUCGGAUUCAAAAUAAAUAUUCAUAAAUUUCGUCAAUCCUAUUGUCAACUGUAUCCGCACCACAGCGUUUGAGUCUUUAUCUCAUCGUUGUACCUGAUCGACCCUCACUCUGACAUCACCUCCAUUUCACACUUUACAAGAAUAACAAACAUGGCCGAUUUCGCUCCUCCGCCAGGCCCUCCGCCGCCAAGGGUGCCCGAGGGCUGGAAAGCUCAGUUCAACGACCAGUACAAGGAAUGGUUCUACGUAAACAUCUACACUAAGAAGGCGCAGUGGGACAAGCCCACUGAGCCGGUGUACGCUCCCAACGAUGACCCCUCGGCGCCUCCAGGCCCACCUCCAUCCUACAGCGAACAUGUGUCCAAGCCCGUGGGACCCGAAAAGUCAAACAACCCAUAUCUGAACACUUCUGGAAGCGGCGGUGCCGGCACCUCACAACAAAACGUCUCCUCCGACGAAGCCUACGCACGACAGCUGCAAGCUGAAGAAGAAGCCCGUGCCUCAUCCCGCUCUCCGCAACCGCUCUCCUCGGGUCGCUCCGCACAGCAAGAUUACAUGAACACGCCUAUGCCGUCAGACUAUGCAAACCCUAGCCCCGCUCCUUAUGGUGGCUCAAGCACUUCUCCGCGGCCCGAUGAGAAAUCGCGCGGCUUAUUUGGCAAGAUGUUUGGCAAGCACUCUUCAUCUUCGCAGCAGCAGCAGCCUGUGUAUCAGUCCUCCUCCUCGCCGUACCCGCCCCAGGGAUACGCCCAGCAAGGCUACGCGCCGCCCCAAGGGUACGGUCCUCCGCCCGGCCAGUACGGCGGAUACGGAGGCUAUCCGCCGCAACAGGCCUAUGGCGGCGGCUACGCUCCCGGAUAUGGAGGCGGAUACGCUCAGCCCCAACAAGCGCCAGCGAAAAAGCACGGUAUCGGCGCCGGUGGAGCAGCUGCCUUGGGUGUCGGCGGUGGCUUGCUAGGCGGUAUGUUGCUGGAAGACGCGAUUCAGGACCACGAUCAAAACGAGUACGAUGCCGGCUACGAUCAGGGAUAUGAUGACGGAGACUAUGGCGGCGAUGGCUUUUAAACUGUGAAAGCAGAAAAACAGUAUGACGAGAAAUUCUCACUGUUCUUAUUUCAUGACAUUCUCGCUCGUUGGUUGCUGGGUCGCUGGGUCGCCAGGUCGCUGGAAUUUGAUUGCUGGAUUGCUGGGCUUGAUGCUAGUUGCGGGGUACACCUUGGCUUUUCACUUUUUUUUUUUUUUUUUUUUUUUUUACUUUUU
Molecule: messenger RNA, 1530 nt
Organism: Xylona heveae TC161
Lineage: Eukaryota; Fungi; Ascomycota; Xylonomycetes; Xylonales; Xylonaceae
Exons: 2
Coding region: 421-1335 (304 amino acids)
Molecular function (GO): protein binding
Source: RefSeq, a predicted model, not a curated record